UCUCUCUCUCUCUCUCCCUCUCUCUCUCCCUCUCUCUCUCUCUCUCUCUCUCUCCACCACUCGGCUGCUCACUCCCUCUCUCACCACCUGUUAGUGCGGACCCCUCAUGCUCUGACAUCCACUUGUUUGUGUUGGAAUCUCCUGCACUCACACAACCUGAGACUCUAUGACGGUGCGGAGAGGAAAGAAGCUCAGCAUCUCCAUCCAGGAACACAUGGCCAUAGACGUCUGCCCCGGACCAAUCAGACCCAUCCAGCAGAUCUCCGCCUACUUCCCCCGCCUAUCUCCCACCUCCCCGAACCCUGCCACGUUCCCCAUCCCCGCCUCCUCCCCUCUGGCCCUCAGCCCCGGGGCCUCCAGGAUGGGCGGGGCUCACCUCCUGUCCCCUCUGCUGGCCCACGGUCGGCCCGGUGGCGGCGGGUCGUUGUCUCUGACCAGCAGCGUGGACACGUCGGUGGAAAUCAACAGCUCCGACAGCGACGACUGCACUGCUCUGGGGACUCUGGAGUUCGAGCUGAGAUACGAGCAGAGCUCCAACGAGCUGCACUGCACGGUGCUGCGAGCCAAGGGUCUGAAGCCGAUGGACUUCAACGGCCUGUCGGACCCGUACGUCAAACUGCACCUGCUGCCCGGAGCCUGUAAGGCCAAUAAGCUGAAGACGAAGACGAUCCGUAACUCUUUGAAUCCAGUGUGGAAUGAAACUCUCACGUACGUCGGGAUCACAGAGGAGGACAUGCACAGAAAGACGCUCAGGUUGUCUGUGUGUGACGAGGACAAGUUGACUCACAAUGAGUUGAUCGGUGAAUCGAGGGUUCCUCUGAAACGUGUGAAACCAGAACAGACCAAACAUUUCCACACCUGCCUGGAGCAUCCGCCACCAAUUCCCUCGCCCACGGCGAUGGGCGAGGCUCUUCGGGGAAUAUCCUGCUACCUGCGAGAGUGGGAGAACGAGCAGCUCCACAGUCUGGAGGAGAGAGGUCGUCUUCUGCUCUCUCUGCAGUUUUUGCCUCCGCUGAGUUUGGACGAUAAAGACGUGGAGGGAGGAGGAGGAGGAAGGGAAGGCCGUCGCAGCGGCGGUCUCUGUGUGGGCGUGAAGCGCUGCGCCCACCUGGCAGCCAUGGACGUCAACGGAUUCUCCGACCCCUACGUCAAAAUAUACCUGAAACCCGACGUCCUGAAGAAAUCCAAGCACAAAACAACAGUGAUGAAAAAAACCCUCAACCCGGAAUUCAACGAGGAGUUCUUCUAUGAGAUCUCUCUGACGGAGCUGAGCAACAAGACGCUGGAGGUGACGGUGUGGGACUACGACCUGGGACGCUCCAACGACUUCAUCGGUGGCGUUUGUCUGAGCUGUCACUCGCAGGGCGACGCCCUCCGUCACUGGACGGACUGCCUGAAGAACAAGGGCAACAGGGUGGAGAGGUGGCACAUCCUGACCAAUGAGCUGCCACGAACCCUCAGCCACGAAUAACCCUCUGCAGACGGUUUCAGACGGUUUCAGACGGUUUCAGGGUCAUGUGGUUCCUCUGGUUCCUUCACGGGACCGACUCCAGUGUCUUCACCACAGGAAUCAGCCGGAGCAGCAUGGUGCUGGUGUGCCUUCCAUCUUCAACAGUGAGUCGUCCACAAGAAGAAGAAGAAGAAGAAGAAGCUUGUUGGCUGAAUCACACCCACACACACACACACACACACACACACACACACACACUUAUGAGGGGUGGAACCUACAGAAAAGAAACUGAAAUCACUUCUAGCUUAAAUUAAAUUGCAUGAUCUUUUUCUACAACUGUUCUCUCAGUCAUCGAGUGUCUCUGCUCCCAGUCAAAGAGUCUGAAUCCAAAAAGAAGAAAUGAACAUAUUCCUGGUGAUAUGACAGCGCCCCCUGUCUGUACAUAUUCUGGUCUCAGUUGUAAUUCUGUCUUUGUUCUCUCGUGUAAAACACUGGAGUCUCAAAGCUGAGCAUCAAAAACUAAACUUUGGUUGAUCUUUGAUAAAUCCAGAUGUUGGUUUAAUGAAACUUCUGAAUGUAUUUCCUGACUCGUCUAACAUCUGGAUCAAUGUGUUGUUUUUAAAGAUUAUAAACAUUUAAAUGCAUGAAGCAGCCAUGUUACCGUUCCCUGUGCUGAGCGUCCCACACACACUGCUUUAUUGGCACGACCAUAAGUAAGUGUAGUUUUGUCGAAGCAUGUUGUGCAAAGUUUACAUGUUAGUAUAAUAAUUCCGAAGGUAAGACAAACUACGUUUUCUUCUUGGACUUGAACUGUGAGCAUGGACACGUCUCGUGUUGCACUUUGACUUGUUGAACAACCUAAACACCGCUAACGUCUAACAUCCGAAGCUGCAAGUUUCCUCUGUGCAGCCUCACAAAAUGGACUCUGCUACAGAGUCUCGCUGCCAGAGGAGAUAACUGGAGGGAACAGGGCCGUCACUGACUCCAACCAGAAUGUGACUCAGAGCUCAAACCUCUGCCAGGGCCCAACAGUCCCUUAAAUUCAACACACACACGUCGUCCUGUAAACAAGCCUGCUUUUUAAAAUCAAGAUCCAUGAGAAAUCCGUGAAAACCUUGAAUAACACCUGCAACGUUAAAGAAAGUGAACUUCAGUAGUUUUGAUGUAAACCUGGUAACAAACAAACAAAUAUGGGUGAAAAGCUAAAAAUCAAGUUGGAAUCAAUUCGUUCGAUGUUUCCCAAAUACUUUUGUGUUCAGAUUUUUCUCGGACUGACUUUACUGAUGCAAUGCAACUGGUCAAACUGAUAGUGAGCGCCCUCUGCUGGGUCACAAGGUUACGUAGUCGGCCUGAUGUGCCUUGAAUUCAAUCAGAUCAUUACAGUUAGAAUCUUGAAUAGUUUGUUAUUCACAGUUAAUAAUCUCCAGCAGCGAAAAGACAAUUUACCUUUGGAUUAAAGAUACUUCAAACAGCAGUAGCCAGAAGAAGAAGAAGAAGAAGAAGAAGAAGAAGAAGAAGAACAUCAAAUCGUAUGACGUUCAAACAGCAGCAGACACAGUUAUAAUCUCUGGAGCAGAAUCCAGUUUUCUCUCUGUUUUGUUCUCCACCAACAGUUCCACCCUUCAUAUGUUUGACUUUAGUUACACGUCACAUUUUCCUGCUGAUCAGGUGAAGGUUCAAGUGUUUAAUAUCUCACGUGUUCAAGGGUUUUAAACCACAGACUAUACAUAAAGAUGUCAGACAUGACAGCCCCCAGAAGUGAAGCCAAAAUGUCUUGAUCCCCACCUAGUGGCUGGCUGCAGUAUUGGUCAUAAACCCUGCCUCCUCCAUGUUAGCAGUAUUCUGUGGAGGCGACUUCCAUUUAAAAACUGUUUGAUGUUUCAAACACACAUGACGACUGUUGCUAGCAGGUUGAACUAGUUUAGGUUAACUUUAUCUUAAACUCUGAUGGUGUCGGAAAUUAGCUGAAUUUUUGCUAUAAUAUCAUUUUUAAAGCCACAAGCUAACACAGACGUUAACUAACUGCUGCAGGUAAAAAGCUAAUGAAUGCUAACAUUAGAUAAAGCCACUGUUUAAGGCCUCCCUACAAUGUGUUUGAUUUUAGAACUUUGGACAACAUAAAAAACAUCAGAACAACGCUUCGAGAGACAUGAACUGUCGGAGGCUUCAUCUAAAAACGGUCUCAUGUUUGUCAUAAGGCUUCACAACGCACACACCACAUUUCUAUUGCACUCAAUGAGACUGUGAAAGAAUAAACUGCAUCCUAUUGUUGCCAUGACGACUGAUGAUGAUUAUAUAUCAAUACCAGUGGUUCUUCCUUGUUGUUGCAUGAUGCAAGAUGUUGAUAUACUGCUUUAUAUCUCUAUACGCCUGUUUUCUAAUUCCAAGUGUUACAUCAUUUCUCUUUUAUGCACGACUGAAUGUAUGAAUGUGACUUUCUAUACGAUAUUGUUGUUUACACUGAUCUCGUGCUUUACAGUUGUUCUUACAUUUCUAUCAGGUGUUUUAUGUACGAUGCAACAGUAAAUUUGGAUUCAACACAAACUCAA
Messenger RNA from Hippoglossus stenolepis (Pacific halibut), 3999 nucleotides. RefSeq names its product double C2-like domains, alpha (gene doc2a). Lineage: Eukaryota; Metazoa; Chordata; Actinopteri; Pleuronectiformes; Pleuronectidae. The record is from RefSeq and is a predicted model, not a curated record. The transcript is spliced from 11 exons. Bases 167 to 1471 code for a protein of 434 amino acids. Gene Ontology annotation, cellular component: membrane.